Styela clava is the source of this 2628-nucleotide messenger RNA. The record is from RefSeq and is a predicted model, not a curated record. Lineage: Eukaryota; Metazoa; Chordata; Ascidiacea; Stolidobranchia; Styelidae.
AAUCAAAGAUAAUUAAAGAACAAUCAAUCAAUUUUGAAAGUAUCAGAAUGAAAUCUAAAAUAGACAAUCUCACCCCCUCCUCAAAAAACCUACAAUUCUUCUUUUCCAAAAUCAAAAAGAGACAUAAAUUAACAGAAAUCAAGUCCCUAAGAGACAGUAAAAGCAUUGUUCAAUCAAAAAUUAAGGAAAAAUUGGAUAUAGUAGAACGUUUUUAUAGCUCUCUAUAUAAGAGAAAGGAUACAUGCCCAAAAACUCAGGAAUUCUUUAUAUCAUAUAUCAAACGAGUCUUGACAGAACAACAGAAAGACCAAUUGAAAGAAGACCUCUCCAUACCAGAAAUAAAAAAGGACAAAGAACAUUCUCCCGGAUAUAACGCACCCCCACCAAUUUUCAAAACUUCCGAACAAAAUCAUCGACUUGAACCUUCUUCUGAGAGAAAUAACUGCAGACACCAGAAACCAGAAACUAGGAUCAUUAAUUUCCCUGGAUUUCCAGAAGGCCUUCGAUUCCAUAGAUCAUGGUUUUAUGUUCGCUACUCUACACAAGCUAUUAACGAAGACCGAAAUAUCCACGGAAUUAGACUCCAAGGUAUAAAAGAGGAAAUCAAAACUCCAGCAUUUGCGGAUGACACCGCUAUCACCACCCGAGACGAAUUGUCCGCAAAACGAGCCAUUGAUAUGGUAAAGCUCUAUGGGAACGCAUCUGGUAUGGUUUUAAACUUAUCCAAAAGCAAAGGUCUGUGUUUUGCACGUAACCAAUAUGACCUACAAAUAAACUGGGUCAACUCAGUGCAGAUCGUCGGAAUUCGGUAUGGGAAUGUAGUGAAUGGGAAAGCAUGGAAUGACAAAAUUAAUGAAUGUAAGGAAAUCUUACAUAACAUUGGACAUAGAUCGUAUAACUUAGAGGAACGGAAAACAAUAAUUAAAUCUAUCAUACUCCCCAAAAUGCUGUAUCUAGCUCAAACUGAACCACUCGGACCAAAACACAAAUAUCAAAUUCGCAAAAUAACCCAGAAUUUCCUAUUGCCAAACAGAGAAGACAUCGAUUUCAACAUACUAACCCUGGCAAAAAGUGAAGGAGGCAUCGACCUACCCAAUAUACCUUUGAUUUUAGACCUUCAACUUGGUAAAAUUAUUUUACAGCAUCUACAGAAACUCCAUGGCGACAUCGAACAAGACAAAUCUAUCUACUCCAGAAUCGACCAGCAAAUUGGACUAUCAAUGAGAAACUACAUCGGCGACAAAUUCAAUAAUUCAAAACCGCACACUAUAACCCCGCUUAUGCAUUGGAAAAAAACCCUCGACAUAAUAAAGAAAUAUGAGAUCGAUAUAAAUGAAAUCCGCACAACUCCUAUACGAGCAAUUUACGAUCGUAUUAUCCAUGACCAGAAGCCGAAAUACGCCGGGAAACUAAUGACGACGAAAUGGGAAAACGUGACAAACAAACUACUAAGUCAACAAGAGAUGAUCCUUAAUUGGAAAUGCGCGCACUCCAUUUUGCCUACUCGAGCAAAAUAUCGAGUCAGGAUGGCUUCCGGGACAGACCUCUGCCCAUGGUGCCACAAUAGAACUGAAACCGAAAGACACCUGUUCAAUGAAUGCAAAGAACCAGCCAAACUAAUGGCAACUGCGAUCUGGAUCUGGGCAGAAUCAAACGAGACGACUGCACCACCAGUCACCACCAAAAUAACAAUAGAAUACAAUUUUGGAGAUCUUAUUGAAAAUAAGAAACGAAACAACCUGUGUAUUCUUCUAUCGAAAAUGAAACAAUGCAUUUGGAAUGAAAGAAACCUGAUAACCUUUAACAAAACGAUAUCAAACUCGAGAAGAGUGUUCAACAAGUUUAAGAAAGAAAUAAUAUGGCGCCACAAAAUAGAAAAAGCUAAAGAAAAGAGUUUCGAUAUCAAUCUACAAGAAGAAAUAAAGACCAUCGAACUGCUGAACGAGAGAGUUCUGAGAGAUCUCGGCAUCACUUGAGCACAAGGACAUCAACGAAGGCGACAGCCAUUGUCCCUGACAACAGCCAAGAUACAAUAUUAUAUAGAAACUGAACUGCAUCAACAGUUUUGAAAACACCACAGCUGAAACGCCUCUCUAAAUCGAAAUGACCUGUGAGUCAAAUGCCUUAACAAUCAAUAGAGAUAAAGAUUUUUCAUCACCCGACGAUCGUGGAAAAACUCAAUGAGCGUUUCUAACAGUAAAUUCGCAAUGGGGUAAUAUUAUCGUGUUGCAGAUAUGCACGAGCUUGUGUGUGUGCAUACAGAUACCCUGAUUUGCAGACUGUUAUAUGGCACCCCUACUCAAGGACAUCCGACACCGACAAGCCCAACCCAGAUUCAGUAACACGUAUACUCGAACAUCCAUUCUGGGUCAGUGUUUUGUAUUGCAUAACACUUCCACGUUAGCCUUUAUAAUAUUUGCAUUUUUACCCUUUUUUCAUCUUUGUUUUAGUGCGUGAUUAACAUAUAUAUGUAUGAAACCUGGACCCGAAAACUUAGCCCCCCCCCCCCCCCCCCGUGCCUCAGAUAUGUAGAUUCCAAAACUAAAAAUACCAAGAGAACUUCAUCCUAAAUUGCAGACGAACCAAACUACUGAAAUUACGUGAUUCACCACAAACGGUAGAAUACUA